AUGAAGGAAAACAAUAAGAGAUUAGCCACUUUAAUAAUGGAAAAACUAGGAAAUUCUUUAGAAACUUUAUUAAAUAAAAAUAAUGGAACCUUUACCCUAAAAACUACCAUAAUCCUAGUAGGAACCCCUAGAUACGUAAGUAUUAAUGUACAUGAAGGAAUAACUUAUAGUCCUAGAGAUGACCUAGAAGCUUUAGGUUAUAUUCUCAUAUAUUUCCUAAAAGGUAAAUUACCUUGA
Alosa alosa (allis shad) is the source of this 237-nucleotide messenger RNA. RefSeq names its product casein kinase 1-like protein 5. Gene Ontology annotation, biological process: peptidyl-serine phosphorylation; signal transduction; endocytosis. The coding region runs from base 1 to 237 and encodes 78 amino acids. The record is from RefSeq and is a predicted model, not a curated record. NCBI's taxonomy places the organism in Eukaryota, Metazoa, Chordata, Actinopteri, Clupeiformes, Clupeidae. Gene Ontology annotation, cellular component: nucleus; cytoplasm. The transcript is spliced from 3 exons. Gene Ontology annotation, molecular function: protein serine/threonine kinase activity; ATP binding.